Toxotes jaculatrix (banded archerfish) is the source of this 1543-nucleotide messenger RNA. RefSeq names its product extracellular matrix protein 2. The record is from RefSeq and is a predicted model, not a curated record. Gene Ontology annotation, biological process: extracellular matrix organization; positive regulation of cell-substrate adhesion. The transcript has 7 exons. Gene Ontology annotation, molecular function: heparin binding; protein binding; collagen V binding. The coding region runs from base 161 to 1267 and encodes 368 amino acids. Lineage: Eukaryota; Metazoa; Chordata; Actinopteri; Toxotidae. Gene Ontology annotation, cellular component: extracellular matrix.
GGAAGAAGAAGAAGAGGAAGAAGAGGAAGAAGAGGAAGAAGAGGAAGAAGAGGCAACUGAGGCUCCGAGCAAUCAAACAGAAACGCACAGCAACUUUACAGAGUCUUCCCUCGGCGAGUGUCAGACUGCUGACAGAGAAAUCAGCUGCAGGGGCAUCGGCAUGACUCACCUGCCAAUCAUUCACAACCUGGAGGCCACAAAGCUGGACAUGGCAGAGAACAACAUCAGAAGCCUCACACCACAAGCUUUCUCCGGCCUGCCGAACCUUGACACACUGGACCUCAGCAAAAACAAACUGGACGAUGAGUCAUUCAGCCAGAACCCCCUGUCUAAUUUGACCUCUCUGAAGAAACUGAACCUAGAUGGCAACCAGCUUACCAGGAUCCCGGCACUGCCACCAUCUCUCGAGGAGCUCAGGAUUAACAACAACAAGCUUAGUACACUCACCCCUUACUGUUUCAAAGGUCUGAUGAACCUGUUGAAUCUGGAGUUGGAGGAGAAUACUCUUCAUGAGGGCAGCGUGUCACCUCUAGCCUUCAGACCUCUGGAAGGGCUUCUGAACCUCCAGUUGGACAACAACCACUUCCGUUCCAUCCCUCUGGGCCUGCCUCCCUCUCUUCAGGAGCUGGAAAUGAACAAAAAUCUCAUUGAGGAGGUGCCAGAAAAGGCGCUGAGGGGCUGUGUCCAUCUAAGAGUCCUAGACCUGAAUCACAACCUGCUGCAUGAGCAGGGCAUUGGUAGCCACGCCUGGACCCAUCUCAAGUCCCUGGAAGCCUUGGACCUGUCCUACAACCAGUUCACCUCCGUCCCAAUAAAUUUGCCUCGUCCUCUCCGUAAACUGGCCCUCCAACACAACCACAUCAGUCACAUCCCCGCUUUCACAUUCCGUCACCUGCGGCCUGGCCUACAGUCCCUACACCUAUCCCACAAUGCCUUGAGCAAUGAGGGUAUAGAGCAGUUCUCUUUUGUUGGAACAUACCGCUCGCUGGGUGAGCUCCUUUUGAACAGCAAUCAUCUGGGAGGGGUCCCUGGCUGCGUUCGACAGUUUAAGAACCUGCAGGUGCUGAGACUAGACAACAACCAGAUCAGGCUGGUGAGGAAGUGGGGAGUGUGCCACCCCCGUAACUCUGGCUCUACCUUGGCUUCGGUCCACUUGGAAAAUAAUCUGCUGGAGGUAGAGAAGAUUCCCCAAAAUGCCUUCUCCUGUCUGACUGAUGCCCAGGGGCUGGUCCUCUAUCCACAGCAGGGGUACACUUAUGACCAAUAGGUCACAUAGAUAUAAAAACAAAAAAACACACACGUGCAACAUCAUAACGUACAACUGCACAAAUCUCUCUGGUGGUUUCCUGUGUCCUUCCUUUACCGCUCGUCUCAUUUGUGCGUCAUUAUAAUCAUCUGGAAAUAGCUUUAUCAUGUAGUUUUCUUAGUCAGCCAGAGCUUUCAUUUUAACAUCACCAAACCCAUCUUUUUCUUUCACAUCUCAUCUUUGAUUUGGAAAAUGAUUGUAAUGUUUUGGUGGGUAUUAAAGCCAAUGUGUAAUUUA